Molecule: messenger RNA, 1639 nt
Organism: Prunus dulcis (almond)
Lineage: Eukaryota; Viridiplantae; Streptophyta; Magnoliopsida; Rosales; Rosaceae
Product: enhanced ethylene response protein 5
Exons: 12
Coding region: 55-1296 (413 amino acids)
Biological process (GO): transcription elongation by RNA polymerase II; post-transcriptional tethering of RNA polymerase II gene DNA at nuclear periphery; poly(A)+ mRNA export from nucleus
Cellular component (GO): transcription export complex 2
Molecular function (GO): RNA binding; double-stranded DNA binding
Source: RefSeq, a predicted model, not a curated record
AGCAAACAAGAAAUAAAGGUGUCUGCUUACUGAGAGAGGAGUUUGAGCAGAAAAAUGGCGUACUUGAGCAUGGGAGAGGCCCACAGGAGAAUCAACGACUACCUCAACCGCUUCUCUGACGCUGUUUCGACCCAGGACGGGGCUUCCCUCAAGCAGCUCCUCUCUCUCUCAUCCAACAACCCCGCUAUCCUCUCUCUUGCCGAUGCCCUCAACGUCUUCCAGGACGCCAAUAGAUUGAUUAAACAGUCCGAUAACGACACUCAAUUUGGUGAAAUUCUGGUUCAUCUGUUCCGUGCUUUUCAGAGUUACCGAGUCGGGAGCUUCAUUGAUUCUUACCAAGCCUUUGAAAAAUCUGCAAAUGCUUUUAUUCAGGAGUUUAGGAACUGGGACACAGCCUGGGCUUUGCAAGCAUUGUAUGUUAUAGCCUAUGAAAUUAGGGUUCUAGCCGAGAGGGCUGAUAAGGAAUUGGCUUCAAAUGGAAAGUCCCCGGAGAAGUUGAAGGGAGCUGGUUCUUUCCUUAUGAAAGUUUUUGGGGUUCUUGCUGGAAAAGGACCAAAACGUGUUGGAGCAUUAUACGUGACUUGCCAGUUGUUUAAAGUUUAUUUUAAGCUUGGUACAGUUCACCUUUGCCGCAGUGUCAUAAGGAGCAUUGAAACUGCAAGAAUAUUUGAUUUUGAGGAAUUCCCUAAGAGAGAUAAGGUCACUUACAUGUAUUAUACAGGCCGCCUUGAAGUUUUCAAUGAAAAUUUCCCUGCUGCCGAUCAUAAAUUGUCGUAUGCCUUGAGGCAUUGCAAUCCACAGAGUGAAGCAAAUAUAAGGAUGAUAUUGAAAUAUUUGAUACCCGUGAAGCUUUCAAUCGGCAUCUUACCAAAUGAUUGGCUUCUGGAAAAGCAUAACCUGGUUGAGUAUAAGAAUGUUGUACAAGCUCUAAAAAGAGGUGAUCUCCGACUUCUUCGGCAUGCUCUUGAAGAACACGAAGAUCGGUUCUUGAGAUCAGGUGUCUAUCUUGUCCUAGAGAAGCUAGAACUCCAAGUCUACCAGAGAUUAAUAAAGAAAAUUUACAUUAUCCAAAAGCAGAAGGACCCGAUCAAAGCUCAUCAGCUGAAAUUAGAAGUAAUUGUCAAAGCAUUGAAAUGGCUUGAGAUAUCCAUGGAUCUCGAUGAGGUGGAGUGCAUAGUGGCCAUAUUAAUAUACAAAAAUCUUGUGAAGGGGUACUUUGCACACAAGAGCAAAGUUGUAGUUUUAAGCAAGCAAGAUCCUUUCCCUAAAUUGAAUGGAAAGCCUGUCAAUUCAUAGAGAAAAUUGACAGAACUAGUUUUGGUGAUGAAAAAUAUGCUAUGUAGAUGUUAUGGGUUGGCCAGUUUCAGUUCCUCGUCAUUGGAAUGAAGAAUUGCUACUUUGUACCUGAAAAAUGUUGUCAAAGAGAAUCAUAUGGAGGGGUUUGGGCCACAUACGAGGCAGCUUAUAACGACAAAAGCUAUACAAGUCUCUUAUUUUUACAGCCCUUGUAAUUUUGAAUUUUGUGAGUCAUGUUUUUCUUUUUAGAAAAUCUUGAGAACUCAACAGCCAUCAUAGAUUCAUGUUCAUGUUCAUUAUUCCCCCCAAAUAUAUAUAAAAUUUUUGUUAGGAAUUAUGUCUA